UCGGAAGUGAAAUUCUCAUAUUCUUUAACGAAUAAUUGUAAGCCAAAGCCGCAAUACUCCAUUCAAGUUUUUAUGUCGUCAACUUCAAUUCCCAGAAUGAUAUUAUGUGAAGUCGAAAUAUGAACUAUGUCAAAUCUUGCAAAAAAUAGAGAAACAUUACAAAGUUCCAUUCAUGGUAGUUUGGGAGGAAGUCAGAAUGCCGUCGAUGGUAUGAGCAACGCGAAAUGGAAUUCCCUAGAUCCAACUUGUGCUCAUACAAAUAGUUUAUUAAAUUCUUGGUGGUUGGUUGAUUUAGGUGAAAACUGUGUGGUUUUCGCUAUUUCAAUUAUAAAUAGAUUAAUUAAGGGUGAUCGCCUAAGAGAUUUACGAAUUGAUUUAACGGAUACAAAAGAUAUUUUUACAAGUGAAAGGACAACUUGCGGGCAGUAUAGAAGAAAAGUCAAUUUCAAUAAUAUAGCUAUUUGUGGUAAUCCUGAUAAUAAUAAUCAAUAUCAAGCCAUUGAUUUGUCAUCACUUAAUUUAAAUAGUGUUAAUAUUGAACUCAAAGGUAUUGGUGUUGAAGAUUCAUGCAUUAAAUAUGAAAUAAUUUUAUCAGCUAAUUUUUUCAAGUAUUUAGGUUUGAGAGAAUAUCAUUUAUCUUCGAAGGAAAAUAGAUAUUACGAAGAAAUUGAUAUGACUGAUUAUGUCCAACCUAUAAGACUUCUAUUAAAAUUUUGCUAUGUUGAUUUUAUAGAUAAAAGCUAUGAAUGUGGACCAGCUCCCAGGUAUAAUAAAGACUGUUGGCUAGAAGAGAAAUUUAAUCUUGGACUAGAAAUACCUAAUCUUCCUUAUUAUAUUGACGGUAAAUUUACAUUAACUCAAAGUACCGCCAUUUUGCGUUACAUAGCCAACAAACACCAUUUAAGCGGAAAUUCAGCUGAGGAAGAUGGAAAAAUAGACAUGUUAGCUGAACAAUUAUUUGAUUUUCGAGAGAAAUUUGUAGAAGUUUGCUAUCACGACGCCCAUAAUCAGUAUAAAUGCGAGAAAUUAAAAGAUUACGAAGUAAUUAAAGAUCUAUAUAUAGAAAACCUUGAUAAAGAUUUAACAAUAUGGGAGAAUCUAUUAGCAAAAAAUGAUAAAAAUCAAGAAUGGUUACUUGGUUCAAAGGUUAUCAAAUAA
Dimorphilus gyrociliatus is the source of this 1158-nucleotide messenger RNA. Lineage: Eukaryota; Metazoa; Annelida; Polychaeta; Dinophilidae. The record is from the annotation of a GenBank genome assembly.